AUGAGAAUUCGAGAUUUGGCAAUUUAUUUUGGUUUUGACAAGCUGCAGCGAUUGUAUCAGGAUGUAAAGAUUCACGGUGGUCUUCUAAUGGCAAUCCAAAAAUUUCGUAGAUUUGAUGAUCUGAAGAGCGGUCGGCUUAUUGGUCAAGAUAAAUAUGGCAACAAAUAUUAUGAAAAUUUAUAUUACUUUUUUGGACGUAGUCGAUGGGUUGAAUAUCCAGAAUAUAAGAAUUGUGAAAUGGAUGGAUCACAAGUAGCGCCUGAAUGGAGUGGAUGGUUGAGUUAUCGAACAGAUGCACCGCCAUAUGCUGAUCCGAUAAAGAUAUACACUAAAUAUAAAUGGAUGUUGGAUCACAGUGAAAAUUUAAGUGGAACUAAGCACGCUUACAUGCCAUAUUCGACGACAAAACCAAAAAUAGAAGCUUGGGUGCCGAAAAAAGACGACUGACAAGUGAUAAAAUGAUUCUAAUUAAUUUUCCUCAUAAAAAAUGUAUUCUUCGAUAACAAAAGUUCAUCCACGCAUGCCAUUCGAAAAUAGAUCUUGAUAUCCAACCAAAUCAAAAAGUUUAUUCUAAGACGAGAUGAUGCACACAAGUUAUUCAGUGUAGGAG
Molecule: messenger RNA, 610 nt
Organism: Chironomus riparius
Lineage: Eukaryota; Metazoa; Arthropoda; Insecta; Diptera; Chironomidae
Source: the annotation of a GenBank genome assembly